AUGAAGUACUGCUUACCGAUAUACCUUAAAAAUGCCCGCAAGUUAUUGUGUCGUGAUGUGUUGGCCAAUCAGGUUGCAUGGAUUUGGAAACCUGCCGCUAAACUGUUGACUGCGGACUUAAUUUGGCUGGACGACAUCAUAGACUUCACCACUCCCACUACCUGUCUUCGCACUCCCACGACCACCCCGCAUCGAUUGUUCGCUGUCCUCGGACACUCCACUAUCGGUAGAACUGAUAUACAGUCGCUGGCUGCCGGAGGCCUCACAACCAUGCUUCGACAAACCCUUCGGCGGACGGCCAGGUCCCACCUAAACAACGUCAGAGCAUUCUCCGCCACGCCACGUCGAAGCGCGACCCAGGAUGUUGAGAUUACCAUUGAUGGAAUCAAAGUUAGCGUCCCCGCCGGGUCUGCGCUGAUUCAAGCCUGCGAGAAGGUCGGCGUUACGGUACCGAGAUACUGCUAUCAUGAGAGACUGUCAAUAGCUGGUAAUUGCAGAAUGUGCCUCGUAGAAGUCGAGAGGUCACCGAAGCCAGUUGCAAGCUGUGCAUGGCCUGUGACACCGGGCAUGGUUGUGAAAACCAACACUCCGCUCGUCCACAAGGCUCGAGAGGGUAUCAUGGAAUUCUUACUAGCGAAUCACCCGCUUGAUUGCCCAAUUUGCGAUCAGGGAGGAGAGUGCGACCUUCAAGACCAGUCCAUGAGAUAUGGAGCUGACAGGGGGCGAUUUCACGAAGUUGGAGGCAAACGUGGUGUCGAAGAUAAAAACAUUGGACCUCUCGUCAAGACUUCUAUGAACCGCUGCAUUCAUUGUACGAGAUGUGUCAGAUUCGCGAACGAUGUCGCUGGUGCACCAGAGUUUGGUUCAACUGGUCGUGGCAAUGACCUCCAAAUUGGUACUUAUCUCGAAAGGAACCUGAAUUCCGAACUUUCCGGCAAUGUUAUCGACCUUUGCCCAGUCGGCGCCCUUACUUCCAAGCCUUAUGCUUUUAGGGCCCGCCCAUGGGAGCUAAAGAACACUGAAACCAUCGAUGUCCAUAACGCAAUGGGUUCGGCAAUCCGUGUCGACACGAGAGGGUUGGAAGUUAUGAGAGUUUUACCCCGACUGAAUGAGGAUAUCAACAUCGAAUGGAUUGACGACAAGACCAGAUUCGCUUGUGAUGGUUUAAAAACCCAAAGACUCACCACGCCGUUGAUUAAGAGAGAGAACAAGUUCUACCCGGCAACUUGGGAGCAGGCUCUUGCUGAGAUUGCUUCCGCCUAUGAAAAGAUUCAGCCCAACGGGGAGGAGAUGAAGGCUAUUGCCGGGCAUUUGACGGAUGCGGAGUCUAUGGUUGCGCUCAAAGACUUGUUCAACUCCCUUGGAUCCGAACAACUCUCUGUCGAUCAACCACAAGGCCAUCUCCCUCCUGCCCACGGUGUCGAUAUUCGGUCCAACUAUCUUUUCAACUCCACCAUCCAAGGGAUUGAUGAGGCGGAUGCCAUUCUCUUGGUUGGAACCAACACUAGACUUGAGGCGGCCGUUCUAAACGCUCGAAUUCGCAAGAGGUGGCUCUAUUCCGAUCUUGAAAUUGGGCUGGUCGGCGAAAACUUCGAAAGCACAUUCGAAUAUGAACACCUCGGCCAAACUGCUGCUCAACUCAAGAAGGCCCUCACUGGACCUUUUGGAAAGAAGCUUGCCGCUGCUCAGCGCCCUAUGAUCAUUGUUGGUAGCGCUAUUACAGAGCACCUCGAUGCGAAGUCCAUAUAUGAAACAGUUGGUGCUUUCGUGGACAAAAACGCUGCUACUUUCCUGACACCCGAAUGGAACGGAUACAAUAUUCUUCAGCGAGCGGCGGGGCGGGGCGCUGCUUAUGAUAUUGGAUUCGUACCCCACUCGUCCUCACAGUCUAAGUCGAUCCCAAAAUUCAUAUACCUUCUCGGUGCGGAUGAAGUCACAUCGCAGGACAUCCCCCCUGGUGCUUUCGUUGUCUACCAAGGACACCACGGAGAUACCGGAGCCCAAUACGCCGAUGUAGUGCUACCUGGAGCAGCAUACACGGAAAAGAACGCUACCUACGUCAAUACAGAAGGACGGACCCAAAUCACGAGGGCGGCCACUUCAUUACCCGGCGCAGCUAGAGAGGACUGGAAAAUUGUUCGAGCCGUUAGUGAAUUCCUACAAAAGCCACUAGAAUACGAGGAUCUGCCAUCAUUGAGAGAGAGGAUGUCAGAAAUAAGCCCGACUCUCGUUGUCUACGACGUUCUAGAGGGUCCCAGCAAGGAGAUUGCAGGGUUGGGAGUUAAAACAUCUCUUGUAGAGGCAAACAAAGGAACCAAGGCCCUUGGCGAGCCUCUCAAGAGGGUUAUCCAAGAUUUCUAUUUCACAGAUGUCAUUUCGAGAAGCUCUCCGACAAUGGCGAGAUGUUCCGCAGCCAAAUUAGCGCCAGGAAGCGAGUCCAAAGCGGUGGCUUCGUUUGCUUAA
Messenger RNA from Orbilia oligospora ATCC 24927, 2463 nucleotides. RefSeq lists its product as uncharacterized. The coding region runs from base 1 to 2463 and encodes 820 amino acids. The record is from RefSeq and is a predicted model, not a curated record. Gene Ontology annotation, biological process: ATP synthesis coupled electron transport. NCBI's taxonomy places the organism in Eukaryota, Fungi, Ascomycota, Orbiliomycetes, Orbiliales, Orbiliaceae. Gene Ontology annotation, molecular function: iron-sulfur cluster binding; NADH dehydrogenase (ubiquinone) activity. Gene Ontology annotation, cellular component: membrane. The transcript has 8 exons.